AUGGAGAAUCAGGGCCUUGCUUCUUCCCUUGAUUUGGAGAUGGUAGAUCCAUCCUCUUUGAUGCAUGCCAGUAACAAGGAUCAGACUGAGUUUCCCCCUUCUGGGGAGGGUACCUCCUCGUCAAAAGGGUCUUUUCGAAUUAAAAAAGUUAAUGGAUGUUUGGAAAGAUCGGAAGAUAGACCAGUUUUCGUUAUUCAACCUGAGCAGGUUUUAGAAGAUGUUGACUACUGGGGCAAGCAUGCUCUUAUAUGCAAAUUUUUGGGCCUUCGUCUCUCUCUUCCUGUGUUGGAGUCCUGGGCACGUCGGGUUUGGAACCCUAAAGGAGAUAUGGAGAUUCUUUUAGCGGCUAAUAACUACUUCCUGGUUAUUUUUUCAAGCAUAGCAGAUAGGAAUAGGGCUUUUGAAGGUGGCCCUUAUUUCUUUAACCAAGUUGGGCUCUUCAUCAAGCCUUGGCAUAUGGGCUUCAACUCUGCGGAAGAGAUCCCGUCGCGGGUGCCUGUGUGGGUUCGUUUGCCAAGGCUUCCGUUGGAAUUUUGGAGGGAAGAUAUCCUCCACUCAAUCUCUUUACUUCUUGGGAAACCUGUUGGAUCGGCUUCACAGACUCAAGAUCGUAAGGUAAUCUCCUUUGCUCGCAUUUGUGUUGAAGUUGAUUUGAAUAAUCCACUACCAGACUCUAUGGAAAUUUGCAUGGGUUCUUCCUCUUGGAUUCAGCAGCUAGAUUAUGAAACCCUCCCAUUCAGAUGCAGAAUUUGCCAUGAAUAUGGUCACCUUCAUCGUAGAUGCCCCAGAUUGAAUUCUUCCCCCUUGCCUACCUCUGAACCUCCUAGGUUGAACAAGGGGAAAGCCCCAGUGUCUGAUGGGCCUGUUGAUAAGGAGGGAUUUACCCCAGUUAAAUCCCGUAAUAAAGGCAAAGGCAAGAAGAGACCUUGGAUGGAUAGACAGAGUGAUGGCACAUUUAACAGGUUUGAGGUUCUGGAUAACGUAGUCCAAGAAGAUGGUAUUCCAACUGAGCUUUCUUCUGGGGUUAAGGGUCAAGUAGAGAAUCAAGAGGCAGUCGCAAGGAAGGAGGAGCCGAUUCCAUCGUCAGGGGUUCAACAGGUUUGUCAACUGGCUUUGGACUUGCUCUCUCAUGUUCAGAAUAUUGGUGGCCUCCAGGAGUCACAGAUUACGGUGGGUAAUGCUAGCUUGGCUCCUUGUCCGGAAGCUUUGAAGGCAUCUGCGGAUCCUGUGAAGGGUGCUAAGGCUCCUCCUGCCUUAGGCUUGCAUCAAAAACAUUUUAAAAAGGGGCCUCUAGAUAAGCAGUCAAGGAGUGGAAGGAAGACUUAUCAAGAGAAGGUCAAGAUUAUGGGGGAUACUUUGGUUGAGUCUGGCAUCCCCAGAGAAAAGGUUGUUCGCAGAUUAAUCGAGUCUCAGGCUCCGGAUGUGGUAUUCAUUCAGGAAACCAAGCUUUCAGUGGAUGGUUUGAAUAAUUGUGCUCUGUAUAUCUGGCCCCAAGGCUACUGGCAGGGGGUGGGGGCGUUGGGCAGUUCUGGGGGGGUGGCUUGCUUUUGGAACCCGAGGAAAGUCUCCCCCUUAUGGUGGGUCUCUAGUCGGUCUUCUAUCUCUAUGGUUGCCUCCAUUUUCGAAACUGGCGAGAGAUGUCUUUUCUCCAAUAUUUAUGCUCCUACUGAUCUUCUAGGGUUAGCCAGGCUUGAUCCUUCCUCUCUUUUUCUCAGAGAUAAUAUUGGUCUCCUUAACCUUGUUGACGUGAAGCCAAUCAAUGGAGUUUUUACUUGGAAUAAUAGGCGAUGUGGUGAUGCAGCUAUCUCAGAACGGCUUGAUAGAUUUCUAGUUUCCUAUUAUUGGAUGAGUAGUAGGUGGACUACCAAUUCUGAUAUCCUGGAUUGGAGGGGAUCUGAUCACUGGCCCAUCAAACUUUGUGUCUCCUCUUAUGGGGUCACCAAAAAUCCAUCCUUCAAAUUUCAAUUGAUGUGGUUACGGGAUCACUCUCUUCGGGAUCUGGUGCUGGAUUGGUGGUACGAAGGGCUUCCUGCUCAUGGGAGGGCCAUGUACACUUUUUGCAAACGGCUCCAACAUGUGAAAUAUAGGCUUAAGAGGUGGAAUAAACAACAUUUUGGGAAUCUGCAUGCUCAGAAACUUGCUGCUCAUUCCAAGCUGGAUAGUGUCACUCGUCAGAUUCGAGACCAUGGGCUGUCCUCUGACCUUUUGUAUGCUAAGUCCUUGGCCCUUAAGGACUUAGAAGAGUGGGAGCUUCGGGAGGAGAUUUUCUGGAAGAAAAAAUCUCGUAUUGAUUGGCUUCAGGAGGGGGACAGGAACACAUCUUUCUUCCAUAACUCGGUCAAGGCCCGUAGGCAGGGGAGCUCCUUUUCCAUGCUUGUCUCGAGUGAUGGAACCCAACUCUCAUCCUAUGGUGAAAUUUCGAGGGAAGCUGUCAACUAUUUUUCUAAUCUUUUUACUAGGGAGAAUAUUGCUGCUAGAGCCGAGGAGAGGGCUAUCUUGGAUUCUAUUCCUUGCUUGGUCUCAGAUGAGAUGAAUGGGGCUCUUUUGGGUCCAAUAUUCAUGCUUGAAUUGGAGAAGGUUGUGUUUAGUAUGAAAAAAGGCAAAGCUCCUGGCCCAGAUGGAUUUCCGAUUGAGUUCUUCCAGGAAUUUUGGGAAAUAAUAAAGUUUGAUCUCCUUGAGGUGGUUUAG
Cryptomeria japonica (Japanese cedar) is the source of this 2688-nucleotide messenger RNA. RefSeq lists its product as uncharacterized. The record is from RefSeq and is a predicted model, not a curated record. Gene Ontology annotation, biological process: DNA repair. Gene Ontology annotation, molecular function: DNA binding; endonuclease activity. The transcript has 3 exons. The coding region runs from base 1 to 2688 and encodes 895 amino acids. Lineage: Eukaryota; Viridiplantae; Streptophyta; Pinopsida; Cupressales; Cupressaceae.